Messenger RNA from Aspergillus niger, 285 nucleotides. RefSeq lists its product as hypothetical. The transcript has a single exon. The record is from RefSeq and is a predicted model, not a curated record. Bases 1 to 285 code for a protein of 94 amino acids. Lineage: Eukaryota; Fungi; Ascomycota; Eurotiomycetes; Eurotiales; Aspergillaceae.
AUGACGGUGCUACACUGUAUGUGCGCUGCCCAAGGCCUUCAGGCAUCAAACCACGUGAGGGCGGCGAUAAGCGGUGUGGUUAUCGCCUCACGGCUUUAUUAUCUAAUCGCAGCUUGGCUCAUCGCCUCGUCAGUCAGUCAGUCAGUCGGUCAGCAGCCCAUCUCCGCAUUCCCUUCUCCUCACGCAUCUCAGGGGUUUGCUGGUUUCCAGUCUCGAUGUCUGGGAGGACUUAUUCGAUGUGCUGAAGGCCUAUGGUUCUUCUUUCCCUCCCUUAUCUCGUGUUGA